CGGUCGCUACUGGCGCGAGGAGGAGGAGGCGGCGCCGGCGGCUUCGCGCGUGCGAGCGCGGCCCCGCUCCCUCCUCCACUCUACCCCGUUGUAAGAUCGAUCCCCAGGGCAGGGCAGGGCCGGCGUAAGAUGGAGGGUUUAACGCUGAGUGAAACGGAGCAGCGCUAUUACUGCGACCUCUUCUCCUACUGCGACACGGAGAGCACCAAGAAAGUGGCGUCCAACGGGCGGGUCCUAGAGCUUUUCCGCGCCGCGCAGUUACCCAACGAGAUAGUCAUGCAGAUCAUGGAACUUUGUGGUGCAACUAGACUUGGAUACUUCGGAAGAAGCCAAUUCUACAUUGCUUUGAAACUUGUUGCAGUGGCUCAGUCUGGGUUUCCACUACGAAUGGAAAGUUUAAAUUCUGUCAAAGACCUCCCCCUACCCCGAUUUGUGAUGUCAAAGAAUGAGCAAGAGUUAAGGCAUUCAUCCUUAUAUUCUUCAGAUGCUGAUAACUCAUCUUCCUAUUCAGGUGCAAUUCCUCCUCCACCAGGCAGAAUACAAGCUAAAAAGGGCUCUGUGAGCCAUGAUAUAGUUCAGCAACGUCCAGCUACAGAUCAACAGGAGUCUACAUCUCCAGUCGUUUCACCACAGCAGUCUCCACCAACCUCUCCCCAUUCAUGGAGGAAACACAGCCGCCAUCCUAGUGGAGGAAAUAAUGAACGAUCUGUUGCUGGACCAGGGCCUUUCUGGGCGCCGUUUAAUGAAGCACAAUCAGGCUCCUGUAAUUCCGGUGAUCCAGUGUGGUCUGGCCAUUCACCUCCACCGCAUCAAGAAAACUGGGUCAGUUUUGCAGAUAAUACUCCAACCAGUACUAUUUUAACCAUGCAUCCUGCUUCUGUCCAGGACCAGACUACAGUACGAACUGUAGCAUCAGCUACAACAACAAAUGAAAUUCGUAGGCAGUCGAGUAGUUAUGAUGAUCCUUGGAAAAUAACAGAUGAACAAAGGCAAUAUUAUGUAAAUCAGUUUAAAACUAUUCAGCCUGAUCUGAAUGGAUAUAUUCCAGGUUCUGCAGCUAAAGAAUUUUUCACAAAAUCAAAGCUUCCUAUUCUUGAACUUUCACACAUCUGGGAGCUGUCAGAUUUUGAUAAAGAUGGUGCAUUAACACUGGAUGAGUUCUGUGCUGCUUUCCAUCUAGUGGUUGCUAGGAAGAAUGGUUAUGACUUGCCGGAAAAGCUACCUGAAAGUUUAAUGCCCAAGUUGAUUGAUUUGGAGGACUCAGCAGUGGUUCCUGUUUCAGAAGUGGGGGAUCAAUCUGCUGAGGUAGGUUUUGCAAGUUCCCCAGCAGAAGUACCGCCAAGCAAAUCGCCAUCAAUGCCAUCACUUAAUCAAACGUGGCCUGAACUGAAUCAAAGCAGCGAGCAGUGGGAGACAUUUAGUGAACGCUCUUCCAGCUCACAAACUCUGACCCAAUUUGAUUCUAACAUUGCACCAGCUGAUCCUGAUACUGCUAUUGUUCACCCUGUUCCUAUUCGAAUGACACCAAGCAAAAUUCAUAUGCAAGAAAUGGAACUUAAAAGAACCGGAAAUGAUGGAUCGGUGGGAAAGGACAAAAAAGCUAUUCAGGCAUCGAUUAGACGCAAUAAGGAGACCAAUACUGUUCUGGCCAGACUGAACAGUGAAUUGCAGCAACAAUUAAAGAUUAAGCAAGAAGGUUUUCAAUUUUACUGUUUUUUAGGUCAACAGCAGACUGUAGCGAUUGCUUGUCCCCCUGCAGUGCCUCCAAGACCUCCGCCUGCACAGGCUGGAAGCCACGCUCAUCGAUCAGCAGAUGCUGACGGUUUAAUAGUGCAUAACAAUACUUCACCUCACCAAAUCCCAGAACAGCCAAACUUUGCAGACUUUAGCCAUUUUGAGGUUUUUGCUGCAUCGAAUGUAAAUGAAGAUGAUGUUGAAGAAAUUGAGAAACUUCCAGAGGUUGUCCAGGUAGAAAAACCCUCUGAUACUGCAGGAUCUAUAAGAGUUGCCAAAGGAGAUGGAAGAAUAGAGGACAAAACAGUUUCUACUACCCCUGCAAACAUGGCCAAAGGCACUACACCUCUAGCACCACCACCAAAGCCUAUUCGCAGAAGGCCAAAAUCCGAAGAUGAGCUGAGACCUGAAGUUGAGGAGCAUGCACAGAAAACAGGUGUCAUAGCUGCUGUUCUUGCUUCUCAGCCAUCUAUUCCUAGGUAACCCAAGAUGUGUAUGAGUAUCUCUAAUACUGAGAUAUUUUCAUUUUAAAUAGCAAAUAGAUUUAUUAUUAAAGGGGCAUUUAAUGGUCUAUGAUAGCCCCUCCAAUUACGUUUCAUCUUUA
Messenger RNA from Thamnophis sirtalis, 2338 nucleotides. The record is from RefSeq and is a predicted model, not a curated record. NCBI's taxonomy places the organism in Eukaryota, Metazoa, Chordata, Lepidosauria, Squamata, Natricidae.